Molecule: messenger RNA, 2418 nt
Organism: Glarea lozoyensis ATCC 20868
Lineage: Eukaryota; Fungi; Ascomycota; Leotiomycetes; Helotiales; Helotiaceae
Product: Acetyl-CoA synthetase-like protein
Exons: 4
Coding region: 1-2418 (805 amino acids)
Source: RefSeq, a predicted model, not a curated record
AUGUCUACAAAGAAUUCAAAGCCAUACGCCUCGAUUCCCAUCACUGCGGAAGUGACUGAUGGUUUUCGAGAUAUUUCGUUCAGUGAUAUCGCCAAUGGAGUUAACAACUUCGCUUUCCAGCUGGAAAAGCUAUAUGGUCGAAGCGAGGAGUUUGCGACUAUCACUUAUGUAGGGAUAAAUGACCUUCGAUAUGUGAUGGUAUUUCUAGGCGCAAUAAAAUGCGGUUAUAAGACCCUUUUGAUUUCACCAAGAAACCCGCCUGCAACUAAUUUAAGUCUUAUGGCCACGACAAAAUCCACUAAAUUGUUGUACACUGCGGAACUUGCACCACUGUUCAAGGGAAUGUGCGCUGCAAAUUCCGAAAUAGUCGGUACGCAACUCAGCAGCUUCGAUGAAAUGAUAAUUUCCAGCCCGCCAUUUUUAUAUUCCGAAGUCUGGUCUAAGGCUAUAAACAAACCAGUCCUAGGUUUACACUCAUCGGGAUCGACAGGAACACCAAAACCUGUUGUCAUGACACACGGCACGUUUGCAGUUCUGGGUAACGAAGCAAGUUUACCAAUGGUGCCUGGAAGAGUUAAGCAAGACCUGGCAAUAUGGAAUGGUAAAGAUAGUGAUUCAAGCAGAUUCUAUCACAUAUUUCCAACAUUCCACUUAGCAGGAUUUGUAACCACGGUCGUAAUUCCAAUUUUGGGGAACGGGAUACCAGUGCUAGGCCCUCCAACCCGACCACCGAACGGUCAUCUCAUCAUCCAAGUUAUGAAGCAGCACACUUUACGAGCGUUAUUCGUGCCACCUUCUCUUGCUGAAGCAGUUUGCCAAGAACCCGGCGGGCUUGAAUUGAUAUCACGACUCGAGUUCGUAUGUUACGCCGGCGGUCCUUUAUCCGACGCGAUAGGGGACAGAUUGAGUCAGGUCACCAAGCUCUGUCAAAUCUACGGCUCUACAGAAUUAUUGUCCAUGCAACAACUCUUCCCGAAGAAGGAAACUUGGGCUUAUCUAGAAUGGAAUCCACAUGGCAGUUUUCGUAUGCGACCAGCCGAGGAUGACAUGCAUGAGCUUAUCGUGUUGACUGAUCAGAGAGGCCAGAUCACGAUAGAUUUUACCUCUCUAGGUGUUAAGGAGUAUGAGACUCGUGAUUUGUUCAAGCAACAUCCUACUGAACCUGGACUCUGGAAGUUUUGUGGUCGGAGAGAUGAUAUUGUUGUGCUCUCGAAUGGUCAAAAGUUUAAUCCGAUACCGAUCGAGUCGACUCUGCAAGGCCAUGUUGCUGGUGCUUUGGUGGUUGGUCAGGGUCGUUUCCAAGCUGGUUUGAUUGUGGAACCGAAGCCGGAUACAGACACUUCGACGAUACUCGAUAAUAUUUGGCCGAUUGUUCAAGAAGCGAACAAGCUUGUUCCAGGUUAUGGUCGAAUUACUCGUAAUAUGAUUCGUCUCUCUGAUCCGGCAAGACCGUUUGUUCGAGCUGCUAAAGGCACUGUGAUUUGGAAGAUGACGGAGAAGUUGUAUGAGCAAGACAUCCAUGGUCUGUAUGAGAAUUAUUCCGUGCAAGAACAGUCAUCUGUACUUGGACCUCGCCUGCGGGCUUCUUUCAAGUUAGAAGAUGUGACGAGUUUUGUCAGGGAAGUCAUCACCUCAAGCUUUCCUGACACUGAGUUACGUGACGAUGAUGAUCUGUAUGUCGCAGGUUUGGACUCGGUUCAUGGUCUCGUGCCAAGAGUCAGUUCAACACUCAAUGAAGGUGCUGUACACAAUUCAACUGGCCUCGUCGUUGCUCUCAUUGGCACAUCAGGAUACCUCGGUAGCGCUCUUCUCGACAGACUCAAUCUCGAUGAACGAAUAACGAAGAUCUACAGCCUGACCCGCGCACCCGCAAAUCAAUCAAACUCACAUCCCAAAGUAAAGCAUCUGAAAGUCCAAUACUCCCAACCACAAUUUGGUCUCAAAGAUCCCGACUUCCAAGAACUUAGUUCUCAAUGUCACGUAUUAAUCCUGAACGCAUGGAAAGUCAAUUUCAACCACUCCUUAAAGUCUUUCGAAGACAACAUCAAAUCUCUCAGAACAUCUUUGGAUCUCGUCGCAAAAAGCCCUCAUAACGCACGUCUCACUUUCGUCUCAUCGAUUUCAGCAGUUGAAAAUUACCUACCCGACGCCGAGAUCCCUGAGGCGUUACUCGGCCCAGAAUUCGGCGAUAUUGCACUGCCCAUGGGCUACGCGCAAUCUAAACUCGUUGCGGAACGCAUACUAUUAGAAGCAGGUACUAAGUACAACUUUCCAAUUACAGUGUUAAGAGUCGGACAAAUCGCGGGUUCCACAGACCCGAACUCGAAGAGUAUGUGGCCAGUUACUGAUGCCAUCCCAUUAAUCAUCGCCACAUCCAAAAUCAUCGGUUAUCUCCCUGAACUCCGAAACGUGGAUUAG